AUGCCCGGAACCGGGAUUCCAACCCAUGCCCUGCCCUGCUUAGCUCGCUCCCGACACGCAUCUCAACCCAGUCUUGCUGAUCACUUCGUCCUCGUUCAGGAAAUGCAGCAGACCACAAGGCCAUUGAACCAACACCGUCCCUCUCUAUCAACUGCUUCCUCUUCCGGGCUUACCACACGACAAUCCCACUCUCGCACCAACUCCCAUUCCAUCCUCAGCGGCGCUCUCAAUGCCAACCACCGUGUGACUCGCCGCAAGUCCAUGACAAACACCGCCGCAAACGCGGCGGCCAUGGCAGCGGCGAUCAAGGAAGUGGGCGGCGACAAAGUCACGCCCAUUGCCGUCAGCUCUCGUAGGAACACUGCCUCAAAGAGUGCUGCAGCCCGCGCCGCCAUCAUCGGGAGUCUUCCCUCGCCCCCAGCGAGUCUGCCGACGCACAAAUUCCACUUGGAUGGAAAGACUGAGAUCCACGAGAGCGCCAUUGAGGAUGACCCAGUCAUCGGGUCAGCCGACGAAGGCGAUGAUAAUGCUCAAAAGGCUCGUAUUCGUCGCGCCAGCGAUGGUCAGCCUCUCGUAAAGGAGGGCAGGAAGUUCAACCGCAUCGAGCUCAAGUGCGAGACGUGCGGAAAGGGAUACAAGCACAGCAGUUGCCUGACCAAGCAUUUGUUCGUUUCCCUUCCCCAAUUCCCUCAUUCCGUCCCAAAUAUUGUCGCGUGGGAACACACUCCCGAAUGGUCUCUGACAUCCAAGCUGCUUAUUUCCAAGCAUCAGCAAGUCCAGCUCCUUGAGGCUGCCUCUGUCUUGUUGACCAUGAACCACAAGGAAGAGGGUGAUGCGGCGACGCCCCCGGAUUCCGCCAAGGAUUUCCCUAGUGACCAAGAAGAGUCGACUUCUCCCGCUGCUUCUGGAUAUUCAGACGAGCGACACAGCUCUGCCGAUACCACCCCACCUCCUCAAUUGGAGGGAUUUUCGUCGUCGGAUCGUUCGUUCGCGAAGCGGUACGGGUCCGGAAGUGGAUUCGGUCGUUCAUACCAGUCUGCGCCGUCCAUCAACCCUCUCGUGACAGGCAGCAUGCCACGUGGAACAGGAUUUUCUUCACACUUUCGUCAAACCAGCCAGGACCAACGACCGCCGUCGUCAGGAAGAAAUGCCACCGGACAAGAAGAUCAGGAUCUGGCAGCGGCUGUGGAGCUUCUUAGUUGCAGCUUCAACAGCAACAACGGAAGAACAGUGCAACUUCCAGCGGACGCUCCUCCUGUGCCCCCGCUACCGGCGCAAUAUCUCGACCAGGCGGCAUCUUUCUCGAGUGCUGGGUUCAGCGCAGGUUUCAGUGCCGGAUUCCUCAACAGCUUCCCUAGCAGGCAGCCAGAGAGCUUCACACGAGGCGAAGUCCGCGGCUCCGAUGUCAAGAUGGAAGACAGCGACAGCGUGAUGGACGAUGAUGACUUUGACCGCCGAUCUCGAUCUCGAAGCGACGAAGAUGACGACGGCGUCUUCGGACGUAUGGAGGAAUAG
Messenger RNA from Colletotrichum paranaense, 1515 nucleotides. Its product is annotated as tat pathway signal sequence. Bases 1 to 1515 code for a protein of 504 amino acids. Lineage: Eukaryota; Fungi; Ascomycota; Sordariomycetes; Glomerellales; Glomerellaceae. The record is from RefSeq and is a predicted model, not a curated record. The transcript is spliced from 2 exons.